UGUGCAGAUAAGAGUUGUUUGAAUAUGAUAACGUGCGAUAAGAGUUCGUGAUGUUUAUUUCCAGGCAUUGAUUUGUUGUUGAAUAAAACACUCCUCUUUACCAGUUGGGUCAUGAAUGUUCUAUAGAGUUGUAGCAAACUUCAGUGAGGUUGGAACAUCAACAAGGUCGUCCCAUGCCGACCUCCACUCACUCCUGAAGCGGUGUGUUAAUCAUCAGCUCUCCAUGUCCUUAUCAGCCUGACACACACUCCAGUUAUCUCACUCUCUGACACACACCUUUACCUCUCCUCAUUUCGCCACAGGAUGCGCUAUGUCGUGUCUCUCGGCUCUCUCGGCCUGCUCCGGCUGCUCGGCGCGCCCUGGUCGUGGAGCGUGGCCGCUGGACUCGGCCUGUACCUGGGCUCCGGGGGCUGGAGAUACUUGUACGUGGCCGUGCGCACCGCCAAGAGGGACCUCCAUGGUGUGCUGGUGCUCCUGAGGGUGAAGCUGGCACUGUUGCGUCACCUGCGUAACGGUAGCACCAUCCCCUCCAUCUUCGCCCAGACAGUUGCUCGCCAUCCGGACAAACCGGCUCUGAUCUACGAGGCCACUGGGGAAACGUGGACCUUCUCUGAGCUGGACCAGCUGAGUAAUGGUGUGGCUCACUGGGCACUGAGUCAGGGCUGGGGCUCAGGCGAUGUGGUGGCUCUGUUGAUGGAGAGCAGGCCUCUGCAGGUGGCUCUGUGGCUCGGUCUGGCUAAACUCGGCAUCGAGGCAGCGCUCAUCAACUUCAACCUUAGGAGAGACUCCCUCAUGCACUGCCUGGGCGUGUCAAGAGCACGGGCGCUCAUUUUUGGGGCAGAGCUCGCUGAUGCCGUGUCGGAGGUGAGCUCCUCUCUCAGCGAGUCUAUGGCUCUCUUCUGCACCGGAGACCUGAGUCUUGAUCACAUGACCUCCCUCAAAGCUCAGCCUUUGGACUCACUGCUGGCAUCUACGCCGCGCCAUCCUCUCUCCUGCACUCCAUCCAAGGGCUUCAGCGACCGUUUGUUCUACAUUUACACGUCUGGCACCACUGGACUCCCCAAAGCUGCUAUCGUGGUGCACAGUCGAUAUUACAGAAUGGCUGCUUUUGGCUAUUACGCUUUCGGCAUGAAGCAAGAUGACAUCCUGUAUGACUGCUUACCUCUCUACCAUUCUGCAGGUAAUAUAAUUGGAGUUGGUCAGUGUUUACUCAACGGCCUGACUGUGGUGGUGAAGAAGAAGUUUUCAGCCAGUCGCUUCUGGGAAGACUGCAUCAAAUACAACUGCACGGUGGUGCAGUACAUUGGUGAGAUCUGCCGUUACCUGCUGUCUCAGCCUGUGCGUCCAUCAGAGCGGCAGCACCGUGUACGUCUGGCUGUAGGGAACGGGCUCCGCCCCAGCGUCUGGGAGGCCUUCACUCAGCGCUUCAGCAUUAAACAAAUCGGCGAGUUCUACGGAGCCACCGAGUGUAACUGCAGCAUCGCCAACAUGGACGGCAAGGUGGGAUCGUGUGGGUUUAACAGCAUGAUUCUGCCGAACGUCUACCCCAUCCGACUAGUGAAGGUAAACGAGGAGACCAUGGAGCUGGUGAGGAAUAAGGACGGACUGUGUGUUCCUUGUCAGCCAGGAGAACCCGGACUUCUGGUGGGCAAAAUCAACCAGCAGGAUCCUCUACGUCGCUUCGAUGGCUACGCCAAUCAGGACGCCACCAAGAAGAAGAUUGCUCACAAUGUUUUCAAGAAAAACGACUCUGCCUACUUGUCAGGUGAUGUUCUGGUGAUGGAUGAAUUGGGCUACAUGUACUUCCGGGACCGUGGUGGGGACACGUUUCGCUGGAAGGGUGAAAAUGUCUCCACGACUGAAGUGGAAGGAACUCUGAGCAGCCUGCUGGGUCAGACUGAUGUGGCAGUGUACGGCGUUGCUGUGCCAGGUGUGGAGGGAAAAGCAGGGAUGGCUGCGAUCGCUGACUCCACAGGAAGCUUUAACUGUGAAUCCUUUCUUAGAGAAGUCCAGAAGGUGUUGCCUCCAUACGCUCGGCCAGUUUUUCUCCGCAUCUCCCCACAAGUAGACACUACAGGUACAUUUAAAAUUCAGAAGACCAGGUUACAGAAAGAGGGCUUCAACCCCCGCAUCACAGCAGACCAGCUCUACUUCCUGAACUCCAGAGCAGGGCGUUACGAGGUCAUGACAGAGGAAAUGUAUAAUGCCUUAGUGGAAGGUAGGAUACCUCUGUGAGGAGCAGGUCAGGUAAAGUCCAGGGCAUUUCAGGGAUCAGUUAUCAAGGGCAAAAGCAAGCAACCAGGAUCUCUGCUGUGGAUUGUGUAGUGCUAACAUUAAGAGAGUUUAACGUUUAGCACUGUUUAACUGAAUAGCACUAUAUUUAAAAAAAAAAAAAAAGUAUUCAUUUUUACAUUUUGCAGUGUGUAAUCUGUGCCUUUUUUGCAUGAGACGCACAUUAGGUUAAAGGGUUCCUUCAACGGUUGGGACUGUUACCAGCGAAAAGCUUUGUCUGAUCUGAUGGUUUUUUAUUUGGAAAGGUGUGUUACUUUUACCAGAGGUCAAAACAUUGAGGUCAGUUCUGCCUGUUAAAAUGGUGUUGAUUUAAUGCUGAACAAAAGUAUUACAUCACUGUACCUGGUCAAGAGGAGAGCUAUUCUCUUGAACACCAGAACUGAUGAUUUUUCUUUUCAACUGACACAAACACAAAACCAGAAGCACAAACAAUUUGAUUCCUCUUUUAUUUUCUUGUCCUUUAUUUACCACUGUUGUUUUAGAGACAAAAAAAAACCUUUUAAGCAAUACAUAAAAACCUCCUAAAAAGGGAGCGUAUAGUUUACUUUAUUAAUAGCUAACACUCCCUGUCUGGGUUGCCAAACACUAACAUCGAUGAUGUUUUCCGCACCGACUGUGUAGGUCUGUGUGACUAGUUUUGUUUUUAAUGGAUCGUAGAUGGAUAUUUCUAAAGACGUCUAAUGAGUAUAAAAGUGCCUUAAAUCUUCACUCCCUGAAUUUCUAAGAAAAUAAUCAUCCAUUGUAGAAAAUUUGAUUUGGAUGUUAAUGUCGUUCUGUGACACUGUGUGGGCCAUCAGCACUGACCGUUGUCCUGUUUUAACAUGAUGUGAAUGGAAAAUAAACAUUAUUAAAAACCUG
Messenger RNA from Hemibagrus wyckioides, 3150 nucleotides. It is a transcript of the gene slc27a1a, whose product is annotated as solute carrier family 27 member 1a. Gene Ontology annotation, cellular component: mitochondrial inner membrane; plasma membrane. NCBI's taxonomy places the organism in Eukaryota, Metazoa, Chordata, Actinopteri, Siluriformes, Bagridae. The record is from RefSeq and is a predicted model, not a curated record. The coding region runs from base 304 to 2235 and encodes 643 amino acids. Gene Ontology annotation, biological process: phosphatidylethanolamine biosynthetic process; medium-chain fatty acid transport; long-chain fatty acid import into cell. The transcript has 13 exons. Gene Ontology annotation, molecular function: long-chain fatty acid-CoA ligase activity; long-chain fatty acid transmembrane transporter activity; fatty acid transmembrane transporter activity.